UGGCGUAAUGGGUUUAUGCAGUUUGACGCGUGAUGCUAGCUCGGAACCCCAAGACGCGUGCCAGCCCAACCCGCAUCUCGUCCCAUCCCAUCCCAUCCCUGUAAGCACCAGACGUUCAGCAACCUGCAAACCGGCCUGUCCGGUGAUAAGAUACUACUCACCGUACUCUCUUCACGCCCGUUGUUGUAGGAUACAUACUGGAGUGAGAUUGUACACAGUGCCGCGACACUUUAGUCAUAUACGAGCAGGCCAGGUGCCGCAACAGUGGUCGUGGAGGGCUACGAUGCCUGUUCAAACGAGAGCUGCUGGCCAACCGCAGGCCUCGAAGGUGUACAGGGCUGAAGUCUCGGAGCCCAAGCAGCAGCACUUUCCGAGCCGUCGCCGCCAUAUCAAGACAUAUGGCCGCCGCACUGCUCCCAAACGCAUGGACCAAACGCUCACCCAGAUGAACUUUGUCUCGUCAGCCGCUCAAGAAGAGCUGCAACUUCUGAGCGAUGAUGAGGAUGGCCUUGGUGCAGCAGACCCAUCCCCGGUAGCGUCUAAGAAGCGCGCGAAGAAGAAGUCGGGCCGUUCAACUAGACGGAGGACCAUGGGCGAUGUGGACGAUGACCAGGAGCACGAGAAGCCGCGGGACAGCAAGAGGCGCAGGACCAUGGGCGAUGCCCCCAGUGCGCCAAGCAGCUUCCAUACACAGACUUUGACACAGUUCUUGUCUAGUACCAGCAAGGAUGAUGAUGACUGGGACAUUCCCGACUUGGACGGCGAAGACGAUCUGGGCAUCAUCAAGGAGACACCGAAGAAGAAGAAGCAGAAAGAGGGUGCUUCUGGACAUCAGGCUUUUCUGUCAGCUGCGGCCAGAUCGGUCACACCUUCCAAUCGCAUGACCAAGCUAGAAAUUCCAUCCUCUCAAUCACCGGCCACACCAUUGUUAUUGCGUUAUAGUCCUGCCAAAGAACCCUCGCCUCUGAAGAACAAGUCCGCCAACAUCGCUGCAUCGCAAUCCGUCUUGAAAGGCACCUCCAAGAUGCCCAGGGAUAAGGUCAUCCAGGACUCCUGUAGUACCACUCACAGUUCGCCUGUUACGCCAACGCCCAAGGCAAAAGUUAGAAUGAUGCCCAUAGGAACGGUCACCCCUGUAAAGAAGCUUCGUUUUGAGCUUCCGGAAGACAAGGAGAACAUUACGCCAGGGAGGACAAAACCAAAGUCCCCGAAGCCGGCGUCCCAGAAGUCUUCGAAGCGACAGCCACUUUCGGAGGUGCCUGAUUCAGAUGGCGAGUUCGAUGAUACAGAGAACGAGGAAGACGACAUUGGUGUCUCCGUAGCUGACACCCCAGAGCGCUUCACGAGGAGCAGGAGUAGUGCAGAUGAAAUCAUCAUUGCUACAGAUGCAGAUGUAGACGUAGAUGAAGUUGAAGACGAGGGCCAUGUGCAAUAUUCUGUUGGAGUAGAGACCCAAGUCCUUCUUGUCUCUUCGGGGGAUCGUUCCAGUCUAGAGCUCGGCACAACCAAAUCGCCUAGGACACCGCCAAUUGAAGAUACCAAACGUCAAGAAGGAGCCGUUGGGAGAUAUGGGUCCACGAGCAAUACACACAUCACAGUGCAGGCGGAAGAUGAAAUCAUCGAACAUAUCCCAACAGAAAAGCUUGACAAUCGGUCGGAUGAAAUCGCCGCCAAAGAACACCAGGACUACACUCAAGCCUUGACGCAAGGAAUAGAAAGUCAGCGUGUUCCACUGGAGACUAUCAAAGCCACGGGCCCGAUUACUGACAAAUCCGACAUCAUCAUCUCUAUCUAUGGCCAGCACGUUGAGAACAUGGUAGCACGAACCAAAACGCAUGAGUUUCGCGACUGGAAAUUCCCUGCGUCCGUCCAUCGUGUCUGGAUAUACAUCACGAGACCGAAGAGCGAGUUGAGAUACAUGUGCAUCUUUGGUCCACCAAAAACCGCUGGGGAGAUAGGUGGAGAUGGUAUUGGCAAUGCCGAUUUCAAUAAGGGUAUGAAGCGUUCCAAGUUCGCCUACGAAGUUCUUCACAUGUAUGAGCUUAACAAUCCGGUAUCGUUGAAGCUCCUGAAGCAGAAUGGUUGGCCGGCCGCCCCACAAAAGUUCUCCUAUGUGCCUCCGGCGGUCGUAGGUCAACUCACGUCGAAUCUUAGAUGUGCCUUAUGGGAUGGUGACACGGAUCAGGACAUCAUCCACAGCAGCCCAGAUGUUACGGAAUCCCAAGAACUUGCGGAUCAGAUCAGAAGUGACAUGAGUCAUGCAACGGAAAUAGGGGGGCCGCCGGAUCAUGCAGAGGUGAUUCCUUCGAGUCAGUCACCACCUCGAACUAUUCGGAAGAGAAGCACUCCAAGAGGUGGCAGUGCAUUCGCUAGACCAGCAUUGCCCGAGACCCUUUCUGCCUCCUCGUCUCGUUCUCUGCCAAGAUCACACAGUCAAAAGGGCCGUGGGGACCUACGUGCCUCACAAGCCACGACCAUCAGUCAGGUUUCAACGUCAAGCCCUAUGGUGUCCCCCGAGAAGUCCGUGCCAUUGCCGUCUAUGAUAGGUGCACGGCGGGCUGCGCCCCUCCGACUUCCAGAGACGAGCAGUCCCACGGCAUAUCGACAAAGCCAUCAUUCGUUACGGUCUUCGCAGUUUCCAACCAAGAGCCAGAUGCUCCCGGAUAGCUUGUUGAAUGGCGACAUUCAAGAACCACCGCCGAUUAUUUGGGAUUCAGCGGACGAUGAGUCGGAUUAACUAGUUUGUGUAAUUUUGGUUCUGGAAGCGAUAGGCGUUUAUGGACACCACGUGGGAUUGAGCACCGUAUGCAAGGUCAUGACUGUCACAUGGAAUUCACCACAAUUGGCUAUGAGCCCUGGAACAGUGGCUCGUGUAUAGCUAGGGCCCGCAUUGCCGAGGAUAUGAUUAGGGAGUUCGUGUAUUUAGGAAGCAUCAAAGUCAAUGAUAUUCAGCCACUGCGUUUGCGUGGUUGAAACCGGCAUGAUGAAUAAUUGUGCUUGAUGCGACCAGACUAGGUUUUAAGAAGACAAUUCUAUGC
This is a messenger RNA of Truncatella angustata, 3038 nucleotides long. RefSeq lists its product as uncharacterized. The record is from RefSeq and is a predicted model, not a curated record. Lineage: Eukaryota; Fungi; Ascomycota; Sordariomycetes; Amphisphaeriales; Sporocadaceae. The transcript has a single exon. Bases 8 to 2737 code for a protein of 909 amino acids.